Canariomyces notabilis is the source of this 445-nucleotide messenger RNA. RefSeq lists its product as uncharacterized. Bases 174 to 413 code for a protein of 79 amino acids. The transcript has 2 exons. NCBI's taxonomy places the organism in Eukaryota, Fungi, Ascomycota, Sordariomycetes, Sordariales, Chaetomiaceae. The record is from RefSeq and is a predicted model, not a curated record.
UAAAUUCGAGACGGGUAUUGAACGCCGUGGUACCUGCUUUUUGUACUACUGUAUAAUGCUCAACCUAUUGAGGGGGGCAUACGUAGGAGUUAGGAACAGAGUCCGAGGGUUAAUCAUUUUAUACUAGGUAGGUAGUGAAGUUAGGAUACCUAGGUCGAGGUCGUAUAUGCCACAUGACGGCCCGGGACAGCAGAAGGGCCUUGCGGGGUGCAUGUGCUCUCAAGGCCUAUCUAUCGCUGUGGCUUAGUCCUUAUUUCACUCAAACAUGCUCGGUGGCUAUUGUAUCUGGUAGAAGGGACGGUGAGAGAACAGGACAACAAGGGACCCCAGCAUGGUGUUGCUGUCAACACAAUCAACGUUAUCCGACACUGCCGAAGGUUGCGCACCCACUCAACAAAACUCAGGACCGUUGAAUCAUGAAAGAGCCGGCUUGGGCUAGGAGAGA